Messenger RNA from Sceloporus undulatus (fence lizard), 2804 nucleotides. It is a transcript of the gene P2RY14, whose product is annotated as purinergic receptor P2Y14. Gene Ontology annotation, biological process: G protein-coupled receptor signaling pathway. Lineage: Eukaryota; Metazoa; Chordata; Lepidosauria; Squamata; Phrynosomatidae. Gene Ontology annotation, molecular function: G protein-coupled purinergic nucleotide receptor activity. The record is from RefSeq and is a predicted model, not a curated record. Bases 318 to 1316 code for a protein of 332 amino acids. Gene Ontology annotation, cellular component: membrane. The transcript has 3 exons.
GAAGUAGCCAGCUGCAGAACUUGACAUUUAACCAUUACAUAGCAGAAGUAAGAGAACAAGCAACAUAUUCUUGAAGUCUAAUUUUGGAGCUGAAGUAGCAGUUCUAUUAUUUUAAGCUACGCAUUGUGGAGAGCAGGGAACAUUAUUCCUGCAUGAAAUUGAAAUUCUACCUGAAUGUUACGUAGAUUGCUAAGCACUCUUCCCUCUUGUACAUAAAGACCACUGUCUCAUGUUCCUUAACAGAAAAUCAGUGACCAAAGGAAUCAUCAGAACAACAUGCAAAGUCAAGAUUAAAAGGAACUGAAAGUGUACUAGAAAUGAUCAAUUCUUCAGGAAACUACUGCAUUUACAGCAAGGUAUUAACAAAACAAGCUCUCCCGUUGGCAUAUGGUCUCAUCUUUAUAGGAGGAAUCCUGUUAAAUGGGGUAGCAGCCUGGGUUUUUCUACAUAUUCCAAGCAAGACCAGUUUUAUAGUCUAUCUGAAGAACAUUGUUGUUGCUGAUCUAAUCAUGAGCUUAACGUUCCCUUUCAAGAUUUUUGCUGAUUCAGAAAUUGGACCAUGGCAACUCAACACUGUUGUCUGUCGUUUCUCUGCUGUUAUUUUUUAUUUAAAUAUGUACAUGAGUAUAACAUUGUUUGGACUCAUAGGCUUUGACAGAUGUUACAAAGUUGUGAAGCCACAGUUCCUCACCUCUGCUCACACAGUUCGUUGCAGCAGAAUUGUCUGUGUUGCCAUGUGGGCACUGCACAUGCUUAUAUCACUUCCUAAUAGUAUUCUUACAAAUAAAACUCCUACCAAAGACAAUUCAAAGUGUGUGGACCUGAAAAGUACUCUUGGAGUCCAAUGGCACCAGGCUUCAAAUUACACAUGCCUAGCAAUUUUUUGGAUUGUGUUCCUUCUUUUAAUAUUCUUCUACAGUUCUAUAGCAAGAAAGAUAUAUUUUUCCCACCGAAAGUUCAAGAAAAAUUCCAAGUUGUCUAGGAAAAAAACCAAUCGAAAUAUUUGCACCAUCAUGCUUGUAUUUAUCAUUUGUUUUGUUCCCUAUCACAUUGGUAGAAUCCCCUAUACAUUAAGCCAAGCUUCAUCACAAAACAGGUGUGAAGAACAAAAAGUGCUGUUUUACAUAAAAGAACUUACUCUCCUCCUAUCAGCUGCAAAUGUUUGCCUUGAUCCUAUUAUUUAUGUAUUCCUCUGCCAACCUUUCAAGCAAAGACUGUACCAAAAGCUGCACCUCAAAAUGAGGACAUCUGAGGAAUUAGAAAACUCUAGAUCAAGAAAGUCAAAUGCAAUUUGUGAAACAGUUGUUAUUUCAUAAAUUCUGAGAUUCAGCUAUUUAUAACAUGCUAAGACAAGCAAAUGUUUAGAUCUGGGAACAGUUUAAUAGAGACCUGUUCAAUAAUGGCAUAUUGAAGCAAGUUUUUACGUUAUUACUAUAGGGCAAACAUCUGAAUCCACUGUACUACCUUGCUGCUCUGGUAUGCAUCCCAAUGCCAGCUACCCAAAAUUAUCCUCUUCCUAGUGUCUAUCCUCUACCCAGUGCCUAUGCCUAAAAUUUAUAUGAGGAAAUUGAGACAGGCAAAAGCAUCUUUUGCAGCCCAGUGCUAUGUUUCCAAUUUGAUUGUGUAUUUCUGCAUGGCAGGGGGUUGGACUAGAUGGCCCUUGCAGUCUCUUCCAACUCUAUGAGUCUAUGAUUAUGGUUGUUUUUAUUUUGCCUUUUAUUAGCCCCACUGCUGUUAAUUUCAGUUCCAUACUAAACAUACCAAUUACUAGUGGACACUGUGCUCUGAAAGCCUCUUCCUAUUGGAAAGUUCACAGUAGAAUCAUGGACAGGUUUUUCAGAUUUACUCUUCAAAAUCAUUUUACCUCUACCUGAGAAUUCCCGCACCAUUUCCAUCCCCAACCUUCCUUUCAAUCCUACAAGACAUAUCCAUUGGUUAAAACCUAUAAGCUUAAAUCUUACUGAGAAAGAGUCAUCUGUGAAUUUUCAUUUGCUCUUUUUUUUUACCUUCUCUCUCUCCCUUUCCAGAGCUAUCAUCUAUCCUGAUUCCUUCCACCAGUUUUCAAAUAGCCCCACAGUAUCUCUUUCCAGUAUUGAAAUGUGUACAUUUGGCACCAUCACUUUCAUAUCCUCAUUUCGUGUUCCUUUCAGGUUCUCCAUUUUUUUUUUUAUCUUAAGCAAUUCUCGUGUUGCUUUAAAGCAUUGCAAUCUUGUUCUUUAAAGCCCAAUGAUCAUUCAAACUAUUCAGCAUGAAUUCACCUGCAGAACAUCCCUUCCUCCUUCCUUUUCCAACUUCAUUUUCUACCAUAUUACUAACAUACAACUAACCAUUCUGUAUUUGGCAAAGGUAUCUUCACUCACUUGGCAUCAAUUUUUCUGGAAACAGCUUACACCAUUUAAGCCAACUUUAAAAUGUGUAAUAAAAGAAUGUCUGUGGUCCAAAACACACUGCAGAAAUAAUCCAGUUUGAGACUUUAAAUGCCCUGGAUCAAUCCUAGAGAAUUCUGGGAACUGUAGGCCUCAUUCACACUAUGAUAUAUAUCAGUCUGAAAACUGGUUUAAAGAGGGGUCGUUCACACUAGCACUGAUUGUCUCUGAUGCGAUUUGCACAGCGGCUGGUGCAAAACCUAUUUAAACUGGUGUUUUUGAAUCCAAAGCAUUCACUGCUUCUUUUCAAAAGCACUGUUUUUUUUACGGGAGCCACCAACGGGAACUCAAUCCCAUUCAGAGCAUCCCGUUGUCUCUGCUCUUCCUUCUCUUCCUCCUCCUCCUCCUCUCCCCCCCCCCACUGCUGUUCUUUCUCUU